Molecule: messenger RNA, 1287 nt
Organism: Ogataea haglerorum
Lineage: Eukaryota; Fungi; Ascomycota; Pichiomycetes; Pichiales; Pichiaceae
Exons: 2
Coding region: 1-1287 (428 amino acids)
Cellular component (GO): membrane
Source: RefSeq, a predicted model, not a curated record
AUGGCUCCGUCUGCGUGGCUACGGUACACGGCCGCACAAACGUCGCGAAUCGCGAUAGCUGGACAAUCUGCCACGAUCCUCGCCGGCCCGCCCUGCGGACACGUUAUCGACGCUGUCGGAUUCACCGUCCCGGCGUCUCUGGGCGCCCUGGCUAUCUGGCUGGGCUACUUCCUGUUCUACAAGCAGUACUCCGCUGCUGCCUCGAACUUACCGUAUAGCUGCUUUUUAUUUGGCCUGAUCGGCGUCGGCAGCACUGGGCUCAGCUCUGCGUGCGUGAAAAGCAGCAUGCUCGCCUGGCCUGCGCGCCAGGGGCUUGCUGUGGCGCUGCCGCUGGCGUGCUACGGUGCCAGCGGCAUCUUCUUUUCCAGGCUGGGUAGCUGGCUUGCGCCGGGCGACACAGCAGAGUUCCUCAAGAUUGUGGCACGGGUGACGUUUGCAAUCGGCCUGGUCACGGCGCCCAUGCUCUGCGUGUACGACUGGAGCCGGCCGCGUGUGCCUGCGCCGAACGUGGCCGCGGCCAUCGAGAUGCAGGUGCUGUCUUCGCCACGGCCCGUGCUGCGCCACACAGAGAAGCCACACGCACUCAGGACACCCGAGUUCUGGAUGGUCACGGCAGCGCUGGGGCUUCUGGCCGGGAUCGGGCAGAUGUACAUCUACGGGCUCGGCAUGAUUGUGUGCUCGCUGUACGCGCUGCCGUCGCAGACUCAGCAGGCUCUCGCCGCGUACGACGAGGCGGUGCAGGAGCGCCAGCACGCGCAGGUGAGUCUGCUCUCGCUGUGCUCGACGGGCGGGCGACUGCUGGGCGGGCUGGUGGCGGACGAGUUCCACGCGCGCGUGCGGCGGUCGCGAACGUACCUACUGCUGCUCCCUGCGGCGCUGAUCGGGGCGGUCCAGGUUGGUGGCAUUUUUUCGGAGGACCUGCGCGCGCUCUCUUUUCUGUCUGUGGGGCUCGGGCUGGGGUACGGCUCGCUGUACACGCUGACACCGGUGGUGGUGCGCGACCUGUGGGGGAUGACGAGCUUCAGCACGAACUGGGGACUAUGUAACCUGACUCCGGUGGUGACAAACCUGGUGCUGAGCACGCUGUUCGCCCGCAACUACGACCUGCAUACUGAAAAUCUGGAGAUAUCCGGGGAAACGCGACGCUUGUGCAUGGCCGGAUACAGAUGCUACAACGGUGCGUUCUGGGGCACUCUGGGGCUGGCGGUGGUCGCGUGCGGGUUCCUGUGGGCGCUGGUGAGCCGGCAGACGCACUACAUUCCACUGCAAAAAGAGGAGACCGAGUAA